AUGGGCGACGCGAAACCCGGGAUCGUGAUGGCUAACAGAGAUCGGGAGCUUCUGAUUCCGGUUGCUCAUUCCGGUGAAGACGAUGACGAUUCUUCACCCAAACCCUCCUCUUCUUCUUCGUCUUCUUCUCAUCACACUGGUCAGGAGACGUUUUACAAGUUGAUCAGAAGCUGGGCAUCGAAGAAGUUCAUGACUGGAUGUGUGAUCUUGCUUCCGAUGGCGAUCACUUUCUAUGUGACGUGGUGGUUUAUUCAUUUCGUUGAUGGAUUUUUCUCCCCAAUAUAUGCUCAACUCGGAAUUGAUAUCUUUGGACUUGGAUUUAUCACAUCCAUCACAUUUAUCUUCUUGGUUGGAGUGUUCAUGUCAUCAUGGUUGGGGACAUCGGUUCUGAAUUUGGGAGAGUGGUUUAUCAAGAGAAUGCCCUUCGUUCGCCAUAUCUACAAUGCGUCUAAGCAAAUCAGUACUGCCAUAUCACCAGAUCAAAACACUCAAGCUUUCAAGGAAGUAGCCAUCAUAAGGCAUCCACGUAUUGGUGAAUACGCGAUUGGAUUCAUCACAUCGACCGUUGUUCUCCAGACUUACUCAGAUGAAGAGGAGCUUUGCUGUGUGUAUGUGCCGACGAAUCACCUUUACAUUGGAGAUGUGUUCCUUGUAAGUACUAAGGAUGUGAUCAGACCGAAUCUCUCAGUAAGGGAAGGCAUAGAGAUCGUUGUGUCCGGAGGAAUGUCGAUGCCGCAAGUUCUGUCAACGCUUGAUAUGAGAAUGGCUCCAGAGAGAAGUAGAAGUAGUAGAGUUGAAAGAAAGUGA
Molecule: messenger RNA, 807 nt
Organism: Microthlaspi erraticum
Lineage: Eukaryota; Viridiplantae; Streptophyta; Magnoliopsida; Brassicales; Brassicaceae
Source: the annotation of a GenBank genome assembly